This is a messenger RNA of Orbilia oligospora ATCC 24927, 1785 nucleotides long. RefSeq lists its product as uncharacterized. The transcript has a single exon. Bases 1 to 1785 code for a protein of 594 amino acids. The record is from RefSeq and is a predicted model, not a curated record. Gene Ontology annotation, biological process: DNA damage response. Gene Ontology annotation, cellular component: nucleus. Gene Ontology annotation, molecular function: histone H3K56 acetyltransferase activity. NCBI's taxonomy places the organism in Eukaryota, Fungi, Ascomycota, Orbiliomycetes, Orbiliales, Orbiliaceae.
AUGGCAUCCAUCCAAGCUUCGAUCUCAGCGAUAGCACCUGUUGCUGAAUCCCCACAGGCAGCUCCCUCUCACCAACCUUCAGCUCUCGCGUCCGUUCUCUCAGGCUUCCUCUCCUCAGAUUUCAGUAUCCACCAUAUCUCCCACCCUCCAACUCGAUGCGACCCGCUGUAUUCUGCUCCUCGAGGCCAGAAACCACUAACCACGAGACUCACUCGUCAUUUUCUCGCCGUAUCCUCCGUUUCCACUUCUAUUAUCGUAUACGCGAUCGAAGUCCAUAUCUACACGACCCGGUCUUCGACUACCAUUUUUGUCUCGAAAGCUGAUAGCACAGGGUUUCUCCCAAAGCCGACUAACCCUGUGCCAAAGGGCUCGGCAUCUCCAAUUCGUGCUACCACAACCGCUUUCCUCGAAUACCUCAUCACUGAGUACAACCGUCCUGGGAUUCCAACUCAUUUGACACUCUUUGCUCGAGCUCAGGACCAAUACCUCUUCCCUAACUCCAUCAAUAACAAAUCUAAACAUGUUCUUUCCGAUAUUCAAUUGAUCCGUUGGUGGGCACGAGUGUUUGAUCCACUCAUAAGCUCUAUUUCAAACCUUGGCCAUCUCUCGGAGCCACCAAAAAGUUAUCUCCUUGUUCCUGGUCUCGAAGCAACCGACCUUAGAAACGUUAUUCCGUCUAAGGAGUGGAUUCAUGGACACCCUUAUUCACACCCUUUAAAACCUGUCAGGGAAUGCAUUCCUCAAUUUGAGGACGACCCUAAAGCCCGGUUUUUGAAUGAACUUGAGGAGGAAGGAUGGAAAGGCUGCAGGAACAUGAAGGACUUCUGGGAGUUGAUGUCCUUUCGACAAGAGUGUAGUCUGGGGAAAAGUGUGGGUUUCCUAAGUCUGAUUUUUGAAUAUUCGAAGAACAGUGAAGGAAAGGGGAUAGAUGUUUUGAACGGCAGUCAAAGUAGCAAAGAGAGCAAGAAAUCUACAAAAUCCCCGAGCCCGUCCGUCUCGAAGAAACGAAAAUCUCCCAAUCCAGAUUCAAAAGACAAUACCCCAAAGAAGAGGAAGAUCAAAUUACCAGACGAUAUCAGGUCUGCAUCCACAUAUACUAUCGCGUCGAUAUUAAGAAACCCGACAACUAGAGAGUUUAUCUUAAGACGGUCUAGCAGGCUGAACAGCCGCUCCAGCAGUUUCUCUAGCACCAAUGCUACUUCCAAUGAUACUGGGAGAAAAGGCAAAGUUAUGAGCCAAAAGGACUAUGACCGAUUGAUGCACAGUUUACUAGAUAGCGAUUUCCAAGGGAAUAAGUGCGCUAGGGAAAGCUCGGAGUUGUGGAUUCAAAUGGCAGGGAAGGAACAGCUGCCUGAUGCCAUAAAGAAAGAUAGUGAAUCGACACCCGUGAAUGAGAACGAACCGAAGGUCAACGUAUUGACAGUGAGGAAGAGAAAGAGUGAGGAAGAAUUAGGCAACGGCACAGCCAACAUAUUGAUACCAAGAAAGAAAUCUAAGGGCGAAGAUAUGCCGGUUCAUAUUCUGCAGCCUCGAAAGAAAUCGGAGAGCACUAGCGCUAGCGAUGCUUUGACGGUGAAUGUACUACAACCCAGGCGAAAAACGGACGAAGUCGCAAAUGCAACACCGACGGUCAAUAUUCUUCAACCACGAAAAAAGGUUAAAGAGCCCGAAAAAGAGCCGGAACCGGUAGUUAAUGUUUUGCAGCCUAGAAAGAAGCCGAAGGCGGGUGAAAACGGAGGGGUUAGCGAUAGACAUAAUGUCACCCAAAACAAAGCCCCAUCUUAG